This is a messenger RNA of Dermacentor andersoni, 1263 nucleotides long. RefSeq lists its product as uncharacterized. NCBI's taxonomy places the organism in Eukaryota, Metazoa, Arthropoda, Arachnida, Ixodida, Ixodidae. The record is from RefSeq and is a predicted model, not a curated record.
CUAAAAGGAUUUGAGGAUCCCCGCUCAAAUCGGAAAGUAAUUUUUCCAGAUGAACUGCGAUUGUGUUCGACGCUGUCGGUCACUGCCCAGAGCGGUAACUCAGGACUGUUGGAGGCGUCUACGCAAUUAUAUUUUAAAUUUGAGCCAAGCAAGCAGUGAUGCAACUGCAAUUCUCGAGCAGCUUGACCGCGACGGGCGCACUGUAGACUGCAGAGCCAGACCUGUUGGCGUCACCGCAUAUAGCCCGACACUUUGCUUAAGAACAUCUGCGUCGGAAGCAUUACUACCUCCCUAUGACAAAGGUGUCCCCCUCUCAAGAUGGCGACGGUAAGAAACCACGCCCCCCGCGGUCGAGGCUGUCGGCUAAGACGGCCGAAUCCCGGCUGCGCAGCUGGCUCACGGAGCAGGACCUUUCCGCGGGCUGCACUUCCUCAGGCGCCCCGCCCAAGCAGAGCCCCGUCAAAAGGCUAUUGCGCACCAAGCGACAAGGCGGCGGUGCGGAGCCUCAGCCGCCUCCGGCGACUCCGCUCUCAUCCAGAGGCGGCGACACUCGGCGGCCGGCCUGGAUAUCUGAGCGGGAUUGGCAGGAGGCCGGCUCUUCUUCGGGCGCCAGGCCGAGUCCCGUGAAGAGGUUGGGUCCCGACUCCAGACCGGCGAAGACGGCGCGAAUGCAACGCAGGACGGCAGCAGUGACGGCCACCGUUUCGGGGAUGCCUCGCCGCCGUCGCUCGCAGGAGGAGGUGUCCCGACAGAGCCAAGCGCUAGCCAGGCUGAGCCUCAGCGACCUCGGAAGCGAGGAGGACGACGUCGACGUCCACCAGGGCGGCGAUGACGCCGCUGGACCCAGUGGCGCCCCCAUGCAGGUCGACCCUCCGGCGCCUUCGUUCGCCGGUGCGUUCGACGAGACGGCGAGGUCGGCUUGGGCAUCCGCGCACACGACGACGGCGUCGUCUGCAUGCGCCGCGACGGGCGAUCCGGGCCAGCAGUCGGGAGACUCUUCUUCUUCGUAGACAUUUGUUGGAAUCGUUUCCUGCUUCGGAACACUAUAUGAGACGCCGUCCGUGUUGGACAAAGGAGCUUAUUAGCACCCUUAAAUUUGUUGUCACGUACGAUUUUUUAAAAGCUUUGAGCUGCGAUGGCUUACCGAGUCGCGGCUUAUGUUCGAUUACCCCCCCCCCCCCUUCUUUUUUUAGUAUAUUUUAGGCUUUUUGAAUUUUGAGACUGCGUGCCCUAUUGUACGUAUAAAUGCAUGUGACUUCCUAA